Pelecanus crispus (Dalmatian pelican) is the source of this 1991-nucleotide messenger RNA. The record is from RefSeq and is a predicted model, not a curated record. NCBI's taxonomy places the organism in Eukaryota, Metazoa, Chordata, Aves, Pelecaniformes, Pelecanidae.
AUGGGCAGGAUUGAAUAUAGUGCAGAACUUGGAGGUGGUUUCAAGGGUAAAAUUCUCUACAAAGUACGGUGGAAAGGAUAUACCUCUGAUGAUGAUACGUGGGAACCAGAGGUUCAUUUGGAAGACUGCAAAGAAGUGCUGCUUGAAUUCAGAAAAAAAAUUGUUGACAAUAAGCCUAAACCUGUUAAAAAAGACAUACAGAAACUAUCUCUAAAUGAUGAUGUGUUUGAAGCAGAAUCUGACAGUGACUGGCAAAGUGAAACAAAAGAUGAUGUUUCACCAAAGAAGAAGAAGAAGAAGUCAAAAGAUGGAAAGGAGAGAAGUCCAGAUGAUCUGAAGAAGAAAAAGUCUAAGUCUGCAAAACUCAAAGAAAAACGCAGAACAGAAUGUGAAAAUUCCUCAGAUACUUUGGUUUCAGAUUCGAAACCAAAAAAAAGGACUUCAGAAACCAAGGAGGAUUCAAAGGACCCAAAGAAGCAGAGGAAAGAAGAUCCUAAAGACAUCAAGAAAAAGAAGGGAGAAGUUAAAGAUUUAAAAAUAAAAUCUAAAGAAGAUUCUAAAGAAAAUAAAAAAUCACGGAAGGAGAGGCAUGGAGAUGUUCAGUUUGACUCAGAAUCAAGUACUCUAGACGACGUAUUUUCUCAAGGAACUGAUAAUGAAAAUUCAGACUUAAAUUCUGAAAAUAAAGACGAGAAGCAAAAGGUAGUAACUGGAGAAGAGAGGUUGGAACAAGAAAUUGCUGAAAAAGAUUCCAUUGCUGAUAGGCAUCUUGAUGGAUCAGCAAGUAAUGAAGAUGAUAGUAUUGAUGUUAAGGUUAAAAGAAAGAAGAAAAAAAUUCAGAAAGCUGAAGAUUAUAAAGAGGAAGGUAGAAAAUUGGAAACUCAAGAUACCUAUUUAGAGAAGAGAAGCAUGCACAAAAAGCAAAAAGUGCAGAAGGGUUUGAAAUGGAGCACUGAUGAAAGAGGGUGCAAGUCCACCGAUUCAGCUGGGGAGGUAAGCAAUGUUAAGGCAUUGGGGUGGGGGCUGGGGAAUAAAUCGUACAUCUUUGAGGAGAAAGAAGUAAAGAAAACUGAAACAAAAGAAAAAUCUCAAAAGUUUUUUUGUGAAAAAGAAGAAAAGAACAGAAAAGAACAAAAGGGCCUAAAAAGCUUUAAGGACAUCAAAAGUGCAUUUGACUUUAAUGUAGCUUCAGAAGAAAAAAGUGAAUAUUCUGAGAAUAACUGCAAAAGAGAAGAAUCUUCGCUAGAAUAUAAAUUCAUAGAAGAAUUAAAAUCAAAAGACAGCAAGGUGUACAAGGAAAGGAGGAACAUAAGAGAUGAAACAGACACAUGGACUUAUAUUGCUGCAGAAGGUGAUCGAGAAGUAGUGGAUGUGUGUCAAAUGGAGAAAUCUGAUGGCAAGCAGCAAGUCUUGAGUUUGGGUAUGGACAUGCAGUUAGAAUGGCUGACACUAGAAGACUUUCAGAACCAUCUUGAUGGAGUAGAUGAGAAUCGUGUGUCAACAGAACCGAUAUCAAGUACUCUCCUGAGGGAUGCUGUUAAAAGUGGAGAUUAUAUGACAGUAAAGAUGGCACUUUCUUCAAAUGAGAAGUAUAAUCUGGAUCAAGAGGACUCGAGUGGAAUGACACUAGUAAUGCUUGCUGCUGCUGGUGGGCACGAUGACCUUCUCCGGGUCCUAAUCAGGAAAGGAGCUAAAGUUAAUGGUAGACAGAAAAAUGGAACAACUGCAUUAAUACAGGCAGCUGAGAAGAAUUUUCUAACAACAGUAGCUAUUCUUCUGGAAGCUGGAGCAUAUGUGAACAUGCAGCAGAGCAGUGGUGAAACUGCUUUAAUGAAGGCUUGUAAAAGAGGGAAUUCUGAUAUAGUGCGGCUUAUGAUUGAAAGUGGAGCAGACUGUAACAUUUUGUCAAAGCAUCAGAACAGUGCACUGCAUUUUGCUAAACAAUGUAAUAAUGCACUGGUGUAUGAUCAGCUCAAGAGUCAUUUGGAAAA